UCACCUGUGACGAAGUAAUUCGUCACAAGGCAAUUUUUGACUGGGGUUGGGUUUCGCGCGUUUGGGGAUUUGUAGCAGAGACAACGCAGGAGUCCAGGAGGUGGCGCCAUCGCGGCGGCCACUCAUGGAACGAGUCGGAGACGAAGGCGAUCGAAGUAGAAAUCAAUGUAAGAGACACAGAGAGCGUGUAUUGAGUCGUCGACGUUUCUGCGUGUUGUUGAUUAAGUUGUGUAGAGGAGUUUUGUAAAGAGUGUCGAGAGUGUUCAGAGAUAGAGUCGAGAUAGAGCUCGACUCACUAGCAAAUAAAGAGUAGAAAAGAAGUGUUAAUUUGUGUUAUUUAUCAGCCCCUUUUUCUCGACACCGGCGAGUUACAUCGACCACGAGGACCUGCCGGGAGGAAGCUGUGUGCUGAAUUUGUCGACGUGGAUCAGAGGAGGAGUUUUGACGAGGGUAGUAAGAGACGGAGAGAGAGGGAUAAGCGACGGGGGCCAUAUUGGAGAGAGAGGAUGUCCGGACAUGGGAAUAGUCGACGAGGAGAUGAACGGCGAAGUGAUCGUUAUCGACCAAGAUCGAUGUCACUCCAUCGCCCAGAGAGGACCUUCGAACCACCAAGAGACCUGUCGGUCCCACCUUCACUUUUGGACUUUCCAAAUCCAGAUCCUAUGACGACCGGGGAAUUGGGGGCUGUCAGACGGCCGCUGUUAGCGACUGGGGGAUUGAGCGAUGAUCGUUCGGGGGAUAGGGUCAUCGAACCAAAGUCCUUACCGGUGGCCGAACCAAUUGACGAUCACCCACAUAAACGCGCGGGCGAAAGUUGGGCGCAGUUCGAGUCAAGAUUGUCGAUGAUCGAACUGGAGCGGUUCAUACAGGACAAGCCUCGAAAGUCGACGAUGGAGCUGGAGAAGUUGAGGGACAGACAACGGGAAGAGAAGGAAAAGAGGAGAAAGGUUUUUAGGAAGGAAGACUUGGUCUACCCAGGGGAGGAGGAAGAGAAGGAAAUCCCACCCAGGCCAAUCACUCCGCCUGGACCUCCUAAUCGAUCUAAAACAUCAGCCGUUGUCUCCAAACGGAAUGAGAGCCAAUCUGGGACCGGAAAUUUGCGACAAGGGGGCGAUGUGGGUGGGGGAAAUCGAUCCAGACCGUUACCUACAAAGACGACCGGGGUUAUGUUCAAUGGAUUAAAACCAAUAUUGACCGACCCAACAGUCGACCCCCCUCCCCAUGUUUGCCAGAACUGCUGGUUGAGAGGACAUCGACGCCAGGAGUGUCCCAAGAAAGUGACAGAAUCUUGCUGUUAUAACUGCGGCAGGAAAUAUGUCACCCUAAUCAACUGCCCCAGAUGUAAAGAGGCUCACGAACGGUUUCUGGAGAAAAAGGAGUCAUCAACAAUUAGUGACAGGGGAAAGUUGGAGAAAGCGCGAGGACGGUCCCAAUCGGGAGUUGAUCCUUCACCAUCGGGCCCAAAAACACCGGAGAAGUCCCGACAUGUAGCAGCAGUCCCAAUUCUUUACGACGUGACACCUCGUAAGCCAACGGUGGUCUCUGCAGAAGAGAAAACGGAACCACCGAAGAAGAACACACCGUCGUCUUCGGAGUUAGUGGCGACAGAGGAGGUUCCUGCUAUGGACUUGGUCAGCGCCAUUGAACAACUGACUCGAAUGAUGACCGGGUUACCAGUUGAAACAAUCAAUUUGGCGGUUCGACAGUUGAUUGAAGAGAGGCGAAGGACCAUGGACAAAAUGUAGUCCUCCAGAUUGUCGACAAGGGACGAUUAAUUUUCGACUUGGGUUUGGUGUUGUGGUUAGGCGUUACUGCUGGGAGUAGUAACGGCCUAGGGGAGGGGUGUUUGUGACGAAGUAAUUCGUCACAAGGCAAUUUUUGACUGGGGUUGGGUUUCGCGCGUUUGGGGAUUUGUAGCAGAGACAACGCAGGAGUCCAGGAGGUGGCGCCAUCGCGGCGGCCACUCAUGGAACGAGUCGGAGACGAAGGCGAUCGAAGUAGAAAUCAAUGUAAGAGACACAGAGAGCGUGUAUUGAGUCGUCGACGUUUCUGCGUGUUGUUGAUUAAGUUGUGUAGAGGAGUUUUGUAAAGAGUGUCGAGAGUGUUCAGAGAUAGAGUCGAGAUAGAGCUCGACUCACUAGCAAAUAAAGAGUAGAAAAGAA
Molecule: messenger RNA, 2162 nt
Organism: Leptopilina boulardi
Lineage: Eukaryota; Metazoa; Arthropoda; Insecta; Hymenoptera; Figitidae
Exons: 2
Coding region: 507-1745 (412 amino acids)
Molecular function (GO): zinc ion binding; nucleic acid binding
Source: RefSeq, a predicted model, not a curated record